AUGUCAUAUCCUUUGUAUUUUCCUAAAGGUGAACAAAGUUUUGUGCGCGAUAGUCUACCUAAACGCAAAGGUAAACGUACUGCUUCAACUGUUUGUGACGAUGGUUGUAAUGCAGAAAGCAGUAAUCAACCUACGAUUUUCUUCUCUGAUGAUGACGGCGAGGACGGCAAUAUCAACACUUCGACCGCAAAGUUCCUUUCAAGAGGCGAUUUCUAUCAUUUUGUGCUUUAUCGCCGUGGCGAUGUUAAUACUCAUCGUUUUCUUGGUAGU
Strongylus vulgaris is the source of this 270-nucleotide messenger RNA. The record is from the annotation of a GenBank genome assembly. Lineage: Eukaryota; Metazoa; Nematoda; Chromadorea; Rhabditida; Strongylidae.